AGCAAAAUAAAAUUAUCCCGUCUACUUUAAUUUACCGCGAAUUAGUAGCACUCGGAGCUCCCGCCACUUGCGGUCACGUGAUUUUGCCUUCCACGGCCGCGGAUGCGCAAAUGCAGACGACGUGCACCAUCUAUCGUAGUACCACGAGUUAUAUCCUCCCAAUGCGAUGAAAUUCUUCCUUGUCAUGCGACGUGUGCAGCCCAUUGAGGCAUCAGGACUACAGCAGUAACACUACGGUAGAACCUGUUGCUUGUAUUAUUCGAUUCAGGAAUUCUCGGUUGCGGAUCAGUCUGUGUCAAUGUGAGAAUGUCUGUAAGCGACCCACUACUCAAGGAGCUCAGAGAUCACAUUAUAGAGCUUCGGCGGCACAACCUGGCUGUGGAAAUUGAUGACAGCAACCAGCUUCUCCUUCCUUUCUGUGUCACUCUGGAGGGUAUCUUCAGAAAGGGCUUGAAAACACAAGUGCCAACUGCUUUAGGCUGCAUCAAGAAGGACUAUUGGAACGUCUUUCAUUGUCUGCUUCUCCAGAAGGACAGGUUGAGGCUGCCUUUUAAAGUGGCAACAGCAAUACAGAGUGUAAGCGAGUUCAAGAAGGUACAGACAUCUGUAGGUAGAGGCCGACUCCUCAUCCGUGUUUUGCUGAAGAGGCAGGUGAUGUCUGUCGCAGUGGCUUCGUGUCUCUCAGCCAAGAAGCUUCUAGAGGCAACAUAUGAUCCACUGUUCUCAAUCCUUGGCAAUGAAAUUCUAGCAGAAAUCUUCCUGUCGCUCUUGCAUGCCGUUGACCAAGUGAGGUUUUGCCCAGUCCUGAGGAAUGCCAGCUUCCUCGAUGCUACCUGGCAACUCGGAGUUUACAAACAACACGAGCUGGUUCCAUGCACUAGCCUUGGCAUCAGCAUUCGGUUUGUAGCAGGGCAUGCAGUUGUUGUGCGUGUAGCCGAGGGCAGUGUGGCAGCUGAAGAUGAUAAAGUGCGGGUGGGCGACGUCGUCGACGAAUUAUUUGGCGAGAGUCUUCGCUACAAGUCUCGCCGCUUUGCCGCUUCCCUACUGGAUCACUUCGAAGGACUUCCCGUUUACCUCGCAGUUAUUCGGCGCUGUUACUCGGAUGGAGCUCCCUACCCCCCUGUCGAAGAACUAUUUGCAGCCACUUUGCCCAAGGUCAACCUGGACACUACUUCCCAUACUACCCGUACUUCGAGCCUCUUCCCGGAAGUGUCGCAGCCCAUGGGGAUUCCCGUCAAUCCCCCACAAAAUGGGUGCGGAUAUUCGGCUAUAUACCUGGGUGAGACUUGCAUGGGCAAGCGAGGUGGCGUGCUGCAAGUGGAACGCGGCAUUGGAGACGUUGUCAGCCGAACUACGCAAGAGGUGCUUUGGGUUUCUUCACUGGCGUCGACGACCAAGUGGAAUGCUAUUCUUGAAGUUGAAGACUGCUAUGUACGAGCCUUUCAUCAAAAUACCAAACAGGAGAUAUUAUGGAAGCACUACACAGAGGUGGCGUCCUGCGGAAAACGAAUGGACAUGCCUUGUGUUCUGGCUAUCAUCGCCGGGGAGACCACGUGUACAGUUGCUGAGAAUUUUAUCUGCUACGUCUUCCAGGUGCAAGACGAAAAUAUUUGCCAAAUGGUCCUGUCCAGCAUAGCGCAAGGAUUUCAGCGCACCAGCUGGUCUGUGUAGGGUGUCGCCCGCGGAAUGCACUUCAUGGGACUCGUUUUUGUUCUUCAAGAAAUCUACAUGUGCGCUGAUGUCAAGCUUUACCCCUUUUGAUAGAAAUAUAUUUCGGGUCUCUUUCGUGCCUUAGUAACGAAGCAAUAAAGAAACUGCAGAGUAACAAAAGA
This is a messenger RNA of Ornithodoros turicata, 1832 nucleotides long. RefSeq lists its product as uncharacterized. Bases 307 to 1671 code for a protein of 454 amino acids. Gene Ontology annotation, molecular function: protein binding. The record is from RefSeq and is a predicted model, not a curated record. The transcript is spliced from 20 exons. NCBI's taxonomy places the organism in Eukaryota, Metazoa, Arthropoda, Arachnida, Ixodida, Argasidae.